Messenger RNA from Alternaria viburni, 1089 nucleotides. RefSeq lists its product as uncharacterized. Gene Ontology annotation, molecular function: (R,R)-butanediol dehydrogenase activity; zinc ion binding. The coding region runs from base 1 to 1089 and encodes 362 amino acids. Gene Ontology annotation, cellular component: cytoplasm. Gene Ontology annotation, biological process: butanediol biosynthetic process. The transcript is spliced from 2 exons. The record is from RefSeq and is a predicted model, not a curated record. NCBI's taxonomy places the organism in Eukaryota, Fungi, Ascomycota, Dothideomycetes, Pleosporales, Pleosporaceae.
AUGGCCGCCGCGGCAGAUGACAACUCGAUGAACGCGCUGCGGUUCCAUGGGCAACAUGACCUGCGAUACGAGAGGAUUCCGAUACCCCAAGUCAAAGCAGGGCAAGUCAAAGUGAAACCGGCAUGGGUGGGAAUUUGCGGAUCAGCUGAGCACCUAGGUGGCGCGAAUCUCUGCCCUACCACGCCCCACCCAAUCACCGGCGAAACGGUUCCACUAACCUUCGGCCAUGAAUUCAGUGGCACAGUAGAGGAAGUUGGCGAGGGUGUUACUGACUACAAAGCCGGCGACAGAGUUGUCAUUCAGCCCAUCAUCUACGACGACACCUGCGGCGCCUGCGAGGAAGGUCUGCAAAAUUGCUGCUGGUCCAACGGCUUCAUCGGCCUGUCUGGUUGGGGCGGUGGUCUUGCAGAUCACAUCGUCGUUCCGACCUCUACUCUGUAUCAUCUCCCUGACAAUGUUCCACUCGAGAUUGGUGCGCUCGUUGAGCCCCUCGCUGUCGGCUGGCACGCAGUCAAGAUCAGUCCUUUUAAGAAAGACAACGUCGCAUUGGUGCUGGGGGGUGGGCCCAUCGGUAUAUCAACAAUCCUAGCUCUGAAGGCGAAAGGCUGCGAUCGGAUCAUCGUCUCAGAAGUGAGCAGAAAGAGACAGGAGUUUGCGAGAAAGUUCGGAGCGCACUACAUCAUCGACCCCACCAAGGAAGACCUUGCCAAGCGCUGUCGCGAACUCACCGGAGGUAAGGGUGUACAUGUAGUCUACGACUGUGCCGGCGUCCAGGCUGCUCUCAAUCAGGCCGUACAUGCCACCCGCGCUCGAGGCUGCAUCGUCAACAUUGCCAUAUGGGAGAAGCCUUGCACCAUUUUCACCAACGACUUCAACUUCAAAGAGAGGACGUACAUGGGCAUUGCGACUUAUGAGAUUGGCGACUUCCAGGAAGUGAUUGAUGCACUGAGCAGGGGAGACAUGGACCCGAAAGAGAUGAUCACCCAGAGAAUUGCUCUUACCGAAGUUGAAGAGAAGGGCUUCAAGAGCCUCAUCAACGACAAGGACAACCAGGUCAAAAUUCUGGUGGAGGUUGGCGGAGGCGCAUAG